CUAGACUUCCUUUUCCUUACGAAGUGGCAGCCAUGAGCAUGCUCAGGCUUCAGAAGAGGCUUGCCUCCAGCGUGUUACGCUGUGGCAAAAAGAAGGUAUGGUUGGAUCCCAACGAAACCAACGAGAUUGCCAAUGCCAACUCCCGCCAGCAGAUCCGCAAGCUGGUUAAGGAUGGUCUCAUCAUUCGCAAGCCCGUCACCGUGCACUCCCGUGCCCGCUGCCGCAAGAACACACUGGCACGUCGCAAGGGAAGACACAUGGGAUAUGGUAAGAGAAAGGGUACAGCCAAUGCCCGUAUGCCAGAGAAGUUGUGUUGGAUGCGUCGCAUGAGGAUCUUGCGUCGUCUCCUGCGCCGUUAUAGGGAAUCAAAGAAGAUUGACAGGCACAUGUACCACAGCCUCUACCUUAAAGCCAAAGGUAAUGUCUUCAAGAACAAGCGUAUCCUCAUGGAACACAUUCACAAACUGAAGGCAGAUAAGGCUCGCAAGAAGCUGCUGGCUGAUCAAGCUGAGGCUCGUCGCUCCAAGACCAAGGAGGCCCGCAAGCGUAGAGAAGAACGACUUCAGGCCAAGAAAGAGGAGAUCAUCAAAACUUUGUCAAAAGAGGAGGAGACCAAGAAGUAAUAAGGAUCCCUUUCCAGCUCCACCUGUCAAGCCUGGCUAUGCUACCUUUCAAAUUCUUAAAAUAAAAGUGUACGUAGAGACAAAGAA
Messenger RNA from Lampris incognitus (smalleye Pacific opah), 710 nucleotides. It is a transcript of the gene rpl19, whose product is annotated as ribosomal protein L19. Lineage: Eukaryota; Metazoa; Chordata; Actinopteri; Lampriformes; Lampridae. Gene Ontology annotation, cellular component: ribosome; cytosolic large ribosomal subunit. Gene Ontology annotation, biological process: translation. The transcript is spliced from 6 exons. Gene Ontology annotation, molecular function: structural constituent of ribosome; RNA binding. The coding region runs from base 33 to 623 and encodes 196 amino acids. The record is from RefSeq and is a predicted model, not a curated record.